Boleophthalmus pectinirostris (great blue-spotted mudskipper) is the source of this 881-nucleotide messenger RNA. It is a transcript of the gene ndufa8, whose product is annotated as NADH:ubiquinone oxidoreductase subunit A8. The coding region runs from base 120 to 635 and encodes 171 amino acids. NCBI's taxonomy places the organism in Eukaryota, Metazoa, Chordata, Actinopteri, Gobiiformes, Gobiidae. The transcript has 4 exons. The record is from RefSeq and is a predicted model, not a curated record. Gene Ontology annotation, biological process: mitochondrial electron transport, NADH to ubiquinone.
CAGGCGCAGUAAACUGACCUUCCACGGUCUGGGCUCUUGUCCUGCAGUCAGGCGAGGACACCGAAUGAUAUUCACACAGAGAGAGUUUCUGGGUUAUUUUUAUACAAUAAGGGGCAACUAUGCCAACGCUGGAUGUCCCGACUGUACAGGAGCUAAAUGUGGAUGAAAUCAAUGUUUCAUCUGCAGUGCUAAAGGCUGCUGCUCACCAUUAUGGCUCCCAGUGUGACAAACCCAACAAGGAAUUUAUGCUCUGCCGCUGGGAAGAAAAGGACCCAAGAAAGUGUCUUGAAGAAGGAAGAAAAGUCAACGAGUGUGCUCUAAACUUUUUCAGGCAAAUUAAGGGGAACUGUGCCGAGUCCUUUACAGAGUACUGGACUUGUCUGGACUACACCAAUCUGUCUGAGCUGCGCUAUUGUCGUAAACAACAAGAGGCAUUUGACAGCUGUGUCCUUGACAAAUUGGGAUGGAAGAGACCUGAACUGGGAGACCUGUCCAAGGUAACCAAAGUGGCAACCACCCGUCCACUCCCUGAGAAUCCCUACCAUUCGAGGCCACGUCCUGAGCCAAACCCUGCCAUCGAAGGUAAACUGGAGCCUUCCAAAUAUGGCAGCAGGUUAUUCUUCUGGACCUGGUGAAGCUGCAUCAGAAAGUACAGAAUUAUGUGUUCUGCCCAAAUGUAUUUGUAAUUAUUUGUAAAACACACAUUGCUGUAUUUUUGGAUGGAUCUUCAACCCUCUGACUAUUUAAAAGGAAAUAUUGAUUUCUGGCAACAAUUUCCAUUUAAAUACAGACUUGCUUUUCUCUGUGUAAAUGUAUUAAAGGAUUAAAUUCAGUGGCUUACACUUAAUGUAAAAUAAAAUAAAGAUACAGUCUCGAGUUAA